AUGAGUACUCCACAAAUCGAACAGAGAGCAAAUGUGGAAAUUUAUUUUGACGCGGCUUAUGAUCAGCAAACUUCCAAAUCUACUUCAAGUUUGGUUUGUAAAGGAAGUGGGGGUAGAAUCUUAGCCUCUAAAUCGGCUUUUCAUUCCAAUGUAGUGUCUCCGUUCGCGGCGGAAGCACAUGCAGGGUUACAAGCUGUAAGGUUAAGGAAGCAAAUGGGUUUUACUAUUCUACACAUAAUAAGUGAUUCGAAAACGGUUUUAAAAAAAUGCCAAAGUUUUUACCGGGACAGUUCAAUUAUUAGAGCAUUCAUCAGCUACAUUCAAGAAAUAAAGAGUCAUUUUCAAGAGAUUCAAUUUCAGUUUAUCCCAAGGACUGAAAAUACAUGUGUUGAUCUAAUCGCAAAAGAAGCGCUAAACAAAGGAGAGGAUUUUACCUGGAGGGAGGGAUUCCAGAAACCAUCCGAAGAGAAAUGGAGCAGUUACGUCUGA
Gossypium arboreum is the source of this 489-nucleotide messenger RNA. RefSeq lists its product as uncharacterized. NCBI's taxonomy places the organism in Eukaryota, Viridiplantae, Streptophyta, Magnoliopsida, Malvales, Malvaceae. The record is from RefSeq and is a predicted model, not a curated record. Gene Ontology annotation, molecular function: nucleic acid binding; RNA-DNA hybrid ribonuclease activity. The coding region runs from base 1 to 489 and encodes 162 amino acids. The transcript has a single exon.